Macrosteles quadrilineatus (aster leafhopper) is the source of this 6912-nucleotide messenger RNA. Its product is annotated as otoferlin-like. Gene Ontology annotation, cellular component: membrane. The transcript is spliced from 38 exons. The record is from RefSeq and is a predicted model, not a curated record. NCBI's taxonomy places the organism in Eukaryota, Metazoa, Arthropoda, Insecta, Hemiptera, Cicadellidae. Gene Ontology annotation, biological process: plasma membrane organization. The coding region runs from base 1 to 6120 and encodes 2039 amino acids.
AUGUGGCCCGUUGCACGAGCUUUAGAGAGUCAUGAACAGCUGCAGGUACAGUUGCUUGUGCGCAGCCGCUACCUGGGACCUGACAAGCUUCUGGGGUCCUACACUCUGGUGUCGCAGAAGUUGAGGUUCGAGUGGCCCGUGGCACGAGCUAUAGAGAGUCAUGAGCAGCUGCAGGUUCAGUUGCUUGUGCGCAGCCGCUACCUGGGACCUGACAAGCUACUGGGGUCCUACACUCUGGUGUUGCAGAAGCUGGUGCAAGAUGGCAGAAUAUGCGUCUAUGACACACUGGUGGACCCCAACAACAAACCAUUACCUGCAACAGUUGAGUUUGAGGUGACGUAUUGUCCCCCUGACGGAGUGUCUACAGCUGGCUCGUCAUUCUCCACACAACAGAUGGACAUGGACCAACAGAUGCUGAUAGACAUUGAACAGAACAUCGCCAACUUGGAGCGGAGCAUGAGUCAGGGGCGGAGAGGUAGUUGGCAGAGUGGUGCGGGGACGUCAGCCCCGAGAGGGCAACACCGCGGGGGCCUACAGCGGGGAGGCUCACUAUCCGCUCCGGAGAAAUACGAGACCUCCCCUGCCCCUGAGAAAAAGAGCAGGGGAGGUAACUUCAAGUGUAGUGUGAAGAACCUGAUCCGCCUGGGUAAGCAGCGUCCCCCCCGUGAUGGUGGGAGAGGGGAGUCGGGAGCUCUGCUGGACCAGGAGUGUGGCCCUGCUAUUGGCUCCCCGGUACCUCGGCCUCCUAGCGUGUCCAGUAUGAGCUCGGACAACGAGAGCACCACAUCCCUCAACCCCGACAGUCCUCAUGUACCUAAACGUUCAAAACCCACAACCAGUCUGACUUUGUUGCAAAGUGCCCUCAAAGCCCAGGACUUUCAGGUUUGCAUCACUAUCAUCGAGGCCAGACAGUUAGCGGGCCUCAACAUGGACCCAGUGGUGUGUGUACAAGUAGGCGAUACCAAGAAAUACACCAGUGUGAAAGAAAGCACCAACUGUCCAUACUACAACGAGUAUUUUGUGUUCGACUUUCAUAUGCCGGCUGUGAUGCUUUUUGACAAAAUUAUUACUUUAUCUGUCAUGCAGUCAAGAAAUAUCCUCCGGUCAGAUAAAAUGCUGGGCAACUUUAAAUUAGACGUGGCCACCAUUUGGGCCCAGCCAGAUCACCAGUUCUACCACAAAUGGGCAUUGCUGACGGACCCUGACGACAUCGCCGGGGGCCCCAAGGGAUACCUGAAAUGUGACAUCAGUGUCAUCGGUAAAGGUGACACAGUCAAAGUGCCUCCAAAAAGUGAAAAGGACGAAGACGACAUAGAAGCUAACCUGUUGUUGCCUGAUGGAGUACCUGUAGAGAGACAAAGAGCAAGAUUCAUUGUGAGAGUCUACAGAGCAGAUGGUUUACCUAAAAUGAACUCCUCUCUCAUGGCCAACGUUAAGAAAGCCUUUACUGGAGAGGUUAAGGAUCUUGUCGACCCUUAUGUACAAGUCUCCUUCGCUGGACUAACGGGUAAAACGUCAGUCCGGAAACACAGCUACGCUCCUGUUUGGAACGAACAAAUCGUCUUCACUGAAAUGUUUCCACCAUUGUGCCAAAGGAUCAAAGUCCAACUACGAGACAACGAUCCUGUCAACAACACCGUCAUCGGAACUCACUUCAUCGACCUUAAAACUAUAUCUAAUGAUGGGGAAAAGGGUUUUUUACCGACAUUCGGACCAACUUUCAUCCACCUGUAUGGAUCGACUAGAGAUUACACACUGAUAGACGAACAUUCUAACCUCAACACCGGACUGGGGGAGGGGGUGUCGUACAGAGCGAGGCUGUUGAUAGCGAUAAGGACGGAGAUAACAGACAACUUGGACAUCACGCCUUCGCAAGUCGAUGUGGAACCUACCUACCCAAUAACUGAGACAUCCUAUGGCAAGACGGAAGAGUUUUUUCUAUUCGCCACGAUCUUGGAUGCCUCCAUGAUAGAUAAGAAACUUGGUGACAAACCGAUCUUCUUUGAGCUCAGUAUCGGCAAUGCGGGAAACACAUUGGACGGCCACAACGAAACUACUCAAGAACCUUCAGAUUCGGACAGUGACGACAACUUAGAGGUAGUCACCUCAGAGUCCAUCUCCUGGCAGAGUACGACUCACCCCAUCAAACCCAUGACCCACGACAGAGUCUACUACUUCCUACCCUACUGGGACGACAAACCUUGCAUGCAUGUGAGGUCUCUGUGGCCGGACUACAGACGACGCAUGUACAACUCCAACAUCAUCAACAAGAUUGUGGAUAAACUGGAAGAAGGUUUGUCGGAGGUCCAGUCCCUGGUAGAAGGUGAGGACGGGGCAGCAGAGAGACAGUUACGUAAUGUCCUCGAGGAGCUCAGUAGUGGUUGUGCCAGGUACAUCAGCAUCACACGAGGGGCUGGCAGCGGACCCGGUCUCGGCAAGACAAAACUGGACAAGGAACGGAUGAAGUUGUGCCAGAGAGAUGUUGAACACAUUGGGAAUAUGGCUCGCAAUCUGAAGGCUUUGGUCACAAAACAUUCAUUCAAAGACAGAUACAAAACAGCACAGACUUAUCUUCAAAAGAUGAAAUUUCUAGUAGAAGAUCCGCAACACUCUCUGCCAGAUGUGUUUAUCUGGGUGAUCAGCAACAACAAGCGCAUCGCCUACCAGAGGAUCCCAGCCAGAGACAUGGUCUACUCCAUAGUGGACGAGGAGUCCGGCAGACAUUGCGGCAAGGUGUUUACGGUGUUCCUCAAGUUGCCAGGCAAAAAAGGUGUCGGUCCGAGUGGGUGGGCGAUUCAGUGCAAGCUGCAGAUCUACAUGUGGCUCGGGCUGGUGAAGCACAAGAAGAACUUUGUCAACGGUCUCACCAAGGGAUACGAGGUAUCUCAUGAAAUCCGCAACGCUGAGAGACCUCGGGCGAUGCCGCCUUCUGUCAUACACUACACCAGCAAGUUUUCGUUUCAACUGAGAGCGUACAUGUACCAAGCCAGAUCUCUGAUUGGUUCAGACGCGUCCGGACUGUCAGAUCCGUUUGCUAGAGUCAUCAUCGGAGAGUAUUGCAAAACCACGCAGGUGAUAGAUGAAACUUUAAGCCCUACGUGGGACGAGCUGCUAGUAUUUGAUGAGAUUUUAAUAUACGGAACGAGAGAAGAAAUAAAAAACGAUCCACCGACAAUCAUCAUCGAGAUAUUCGACCAGGAUAAAGUGGGCAAGUCUGAGUUCAUUGGCAGAGCGUUGGCCAAGCCUCACGUCAAGCUGCUGGAAGAACCUUACGAAAAACCGGACUUUCCUCCAAGUCUAGAAUGGUACGAGAUACACCGAGGGCCUGAAAGAGCCGGGGAAUUGCUGGCGACGUUCGAGUUGCUGCAGAUCGCCUCGUCGUCCAGAGACAGAGCUGAGUUACCCGAGCUGCCUCCACCCAAGGAGCUCUUCCACGUGUCACAACCCUCGGGUGACCCUGAACACGGACCUCUACUGCCUGUUCCUCGGGGCAUCCGACCCACCCUGGCCAAGUACAGGAUAGAAGUUCUCUUCUGGGGUUUGCGGGACCUGAAGCGAGUGCAUCUGAUGACAGUGGACAAGCCGAGGGUGGAUAUAGAAUGUGCUGGACACAUCUUGUACUCCUCCGUCAUACAGAACGCCAAGAAGAAUCCCAACUUUGGAACUCCAGUGAAGUUUUUGGAACUAGAGUUGCCCGAGCAAGAAUUGUACCGGCCGCCGCUCACCAUUCGCUGUGUUGAUUGUCGCAGUUUUGGCCGCUUCACAUUGGUCGGCACACACAUGAUCAACUCCAUACACAAGUACAUGUUCACGCCACUCACCAAGCGAGAGCGGGAAGCUGAGGAGAGGAAACGAUCCUUGCAGCAGCUGCAAAAUGAGGAGGCCGGAGAGGCACAGACUACACAAAACACCCCUAACACCUUCACCCCCGGCAACCAACAAGUUGUGUUGAAGGAAAACGCUCCUCUGCUCAACAGGGAUACCAUAAUGGUCAAUUAUGGUACAAACCAAAUUAGUGUGAAAGACAUUAAGACUGAAACAAAUAGAAAACGGAAACAGAGCGUUGAAGACUUUGACGACGACGAUGAAAACAGAGACUGGUGGACAAAAUAUUUUGCAUCUGUAGAGGCAAUGAUUGAGGAAAGUAAAGAAAAGCGGAAAGAAAAACAGCUGCAGUUGACAAACGGUUCGCUGCCGAUCCACGUGGAGUCGACACCGUCGCAAAACUCUCCUUCUGCCGACAAUAAAGCUAACAAGGCAAAGUUGGGACAGAGUGCUGCGGCAAAGAUUGUGGCAAAGUUGAGCCCGAAGAGUGUGCGGCGGAAAGUGGAUAAGACAGCUAAAAUGAAGAUAUUUCCUAACGACUUGGAAGCGCAGCCAGUAUUCAACGGGUUCAGUGAGUGGCUGCAAACAUUUGAGCUUCUCCGAGGCAAGAAGACUGGAGACGAUGUGGAAGAUGAGAGCAGAGUAGUUGGAACUUUCAAGGGUGCCAUCAAAGUGUACAAGUGGCCACUACCUAAAGACGUAGAAGACCAUACUAUCAUGGGUCUAGACCCGCAGUACGGGUUCUUCCAGGGUUUACCCAACAACGAUCCGAUCCAUGUGUUAGUCCGGGUCUACAUAGUGAAGGCCAACGAACUACACCCGAUGGACCUCAACGGCAAGGCUGACCCGUACGUCGUGUUGCAGCUAGGGUCAAAGCGGGUCAGUGAUAAGGAAAACUACAUCUCGAAGCAGCUCAACCCGGUUUUUGGCAAGUGCUUUGAGAUUGAGGCGACGUUUCCACAAGACUCAUUGCUCACAGUGCAAGUUUUGGACUGGGAUUUGGUCGGGUCGGACGAUCUCAUCGGUGAAACCAAGAUUGACCUAGAGAACAGAUUCUACAGUAGACACAGAGCCACUUGUGGCAUUGCCAGCAAAUAUGAGGACUAUGGCUACAACAGAUGGAGAGACCCAAUGAAGCCCACCCAGAUACUGGCGAAGCUGUGUAAAGAUGGAAAGAUGGACGCUCCGGCGUACUCGCCUGGAAAAGUCAAGGUCGGAAGAAGAACCUUUUGCUUACAAAACACCGAGGACUCUCCGGACUGGUACAACAUCAAAGGAGUAGAGGAGCAUAUGGCCUUAGCAGUUCUGCACCACUGGCACGAGUUUCCCCGGAUAGGUUGCACCCUGGUACCUGAACACAUAGAAACCCGACCUCUCUACAACCCGGACAAACCUGGGAUAGAACAGGGUAAGGUUGAGAUGUGGGUAGACAUGUUCCCCAUGGACAUGCCUCUGCCAGGGCCUCCCCUGGACAUCUCCCCGAGGAAGCCAAAAGCGUACGAGCUGAGGGUCAUCAUCUGGAAUACUGAUGAGGUCGUACUGGAGGACGACGCGUUCUUCACCGGAGAGAAAAUGUCUGACAUAUACGUUAAAGGGUGGUUAAAAGGCCCUGAAGACUGCCAGUGCACCGACAUCCACUACCGGUCCCUCACUGGGGAAGGAAACUUUAACUGGAGGUUUACGUUCCCGUUCGAAUACCUAGUGGCCGAGGAGAAGAUUGUCAUCUCUCGCAAAGAGUCGCUCUUCAGUUGGGACGAGAGUGAGAGUAAGAUCCCAGCGAGGUUGGAACUUCAAGUGUGGGACGCAGAUCACUUCUCUGCAGACGACUUCUUAGGGGCAAUAACUUUGGAUCUAAACAGGUUCCCCAGAGGAGCCAAGUCCUCAAAGCUCUGCACACUGAGCAUGCUAAAGACUGACGGAAGUGUUCCAAUGGUGAAUAUAUUCAAGCAGAAGAGGGUUAAGGGUUGGUGGCCUUUCUAUGUGAAGAAGGAAAAUGAAGAGAUGGAACUGACAGGAAAAGUGGAGGCUGAAAUCCACCUGCUUACUCAAGAAGAGGCGGAGAAAAAUCCAGCAGGGCAAGGCAGAAAUGAACCAGACCCUCUAGAUAAACCAAAUCGUCCCGAUGCUUCAUUCAUGUGGUUCCUCAACCCCCUCAAGUCCAUCCGCUACAUCGUCUGGCACAACUACAAGUGGCGGAUCCUCAAAAUGCUCAUCGUCAUGGCUCUCUUCUUCAUGUUCUUCCUCUUCUUCUACUCUCUUCCCGGAUACACUGUCAAGAAGAUGCUGGGAGCGUAAUCCGUCGUCCGCUUGUCUGGAGACCAACGUUCAGCAAUGUCUAUCCCAGCAAUAAUCCUCGGCAAAUAAGUAGUUUUAUUGAUCAAUCAUGAUGAGUUUUAUCGAUAGAUUAAGUAGACAUCCCAUUCCAACGUUAAGGGUUGUGGUCGGUAUUAAAAUUAAAAUUGUCUAAUUGAUUUGAGCGACCGACAGAAAGUGCAUAGCUCAGUUCUUUGUUUUUGUCUAGUAAGCUAAGGAUCUUCCUAAUCCUGAUUCCACCAAUACAAAUCUAAAGUGAAAGGUCAAAUUUGUAAUCUAUGUCGGAUCUAUGGGAGGAAACUAAUUUUGCAUUUACUACACUCUGUGGGUGGCUUUUUCAGCUAUAUUUUUUACUUGUAUAAAAAAUUGGCUACAUCUGGUCCAUAAAGGUUUUGUCUACUACAGUAUCCAAAAUUCAAUGAUUAUAUAUUGAGAGCAGCUUCUGAAGUGGUUAAGCGGUGUUUACACGAAGCCAGUAGGCACUAGUCAGUCGUACCUUUAGGUAAUUUUAAAAAUACUGAGGCAGGUAACCUACCUUCUGUAUUUGUGUAAACACCGCUUUAGAGCAUGUUAAUUCUGUCCUGAUGUCCCAGAUCCUAAUCCAGCCAAUCACACGUGGAUUUAGCUUUGUGAAGAAUAAAGUUCAAAAUAAUGUCAACGGCAGCAACUUUAUCCAAAUUUAAUAGUUAAAAUUAAACAUUAACACUGAAAUUAAUUUAACGUUUUCUUCUUCAUAAGUUGAGAAAUAAAAUUGAAGACACAAUUUUUUUCUUG